Messenger RNA from Saccoglossus kowalevskii, 4841 nucleotides. Its product is annotated as GTPase-activating protein and VPS9 domain-containing protein 1-like. Gene Ontology annotation, biological process: regulation of GTPase activity; vesicle-mediated transport. The record is from RefSeq and is a predicted model, not a curated record. NCBI's taxonomy places the organism in Eukaryota, Metazoa, Hemichordata, Enteropneusta, Harrimaniidae. Gene Ontology annotation, cellular component: endocytic vesicle; cytosol. Gene Ontology annotation, molecular function: small GTPase binding; guanyl-nucleotide exchange factor activity.
GGGGUUGUUUCUGUUACGCACACCUUUCCCGAAGCGUCCGUAUUUAGGGACAACCAAGUUUCGGCGUGAAAGAAGAUAAGCAUUUCAGUUUAUAACUUUUACCAGCAUCUACCAUGACUGCCACUAAAGACCUCCUGGAUUUGGCAAAGCAUUUGAAGAAAGAGAAGUUAUUUGUGUCCUCUGAGAAGCAACAGCUACAAAGGUUGAACCAGGAAGUUACUAAAACAGCUGAAAACUUGUAUCAUUUGUCAUGGAUCACUCGACAGCAGAGGCAGAACUUGGAAAAGUUGAUACUCGGCUCUUGGGAUAUGUCACCGGCCGCCUGCUGUUAUCGUGCAAACGCUUUGGAACGAGUGAGUUUCGUUGAUGCCUAUAAGCAUGUGAGCUACCACGACACUGUGUACGGUGAGUUUUUGAAAAUGUUGCGAGAGAAUCCCCAGCUGCUCGGCCACUGUCUGCUGCAGGAAAACAGCGUGGAGGAUACACAGAACAUUGCCAAGGUGGUGAUGUCUGCGGUGUAUGGUAACUGUGUCAUGCAGGAAGACGAGAGACAUGUGCUCCUUCUCUUGCAAGCCCUGGUCGAAAACGAGUUGGCUGGUAAUGAUGAUCCACGGCGAUUACUUCGCAGGGGAUCAUGCGUCUUCAGCAUGGUGUUCAAGCAGUUUACAGAAGGUCUGUAUUCUGGUCGGCUGUACUUAACAGCUGCUCUUCACGAACCGCUGAUGGCAUUAUUGAUGGAAGAUGAAUGUUACUUAGAAACAAACCCACAUAAAGUCGUUGACAAUUUUACGCAACAGGAACAAGAGAAACUAUUUGGAUCUCGUGGGAGUCCCGAAUACCAACAGAACGUCCGACAGCAUUUAGAAUCAAACAUAUCUCGCUUAGUGCAACACUGCAACAAAUUUAUCCAAAGUCUUAAAGACAGCAUGUACUGUUUCCCACAAAGCUUGGAUUGGAUUGUCAGUCAAAUUUACAAGAUUACUACGCGUACAGGCAAAAUCAAACCAGAAGAAGUCCGGGCUAUGUGUAUAGAUAUGUUGUUGUUGUUAUUUAUAUGUCCAGCCAUUGUUAAUCCAGAACAGUAUGGCAUUGUGUCCGAUAUUCUGAUCAGUGAGAUAGCCAGGUUCAACCUCAUGCAAGUUGCACAGAUAUUGCAAGCCUUAUCCAUGAAGAUGUACUCCACCACAGACAGCAGAAGUAAUGAUAUCUACUCCAGAUUUCCCAAGGACUGUAUGUCAUCAUUUGUUGAUGUCAUGAUUGACAGUCUGGGCAGUGAAGACAUUCCACCAACCAGUCAACAGCUGGAAGGUACAACCCGCAGUGCAGCGUUGAUAACACAGAGAGAGCUGUAUGCUUUGGUAGCAUAUCUACGCAGUGUGCAGACAUCCAACCCUAAUCACCCAGAAAGUAAAGAUGUAGAGACUAUCUUAUCCACUCUCCCACCUACUCCACCCAAUGCAUGUAUGAGUAGUCCCAGUCAAGGCAGUACACCGAGUACACCGUCACCAACACCUCCCGACACACCCGUCAAUCCUGUCAAGAAAAACCAUGGAAAAGGAAGAAAGUCAAUCAAAAGUGGUGUGCCUACUCUGAGUGAGAUUGAGAACCAAGCUGAGACAUCAACAAACUCAUCAUCAAACCAUUUGUCUGCCCCACCCGCUAUUGUACAGGAACCAGAAGAAGUUCUUGUUAUACCUCUCGGUAAUACUGCUAAUGAAUGUCCAGGGUUGCUCUCUGAGACCAAGGUACUUGAGUCGGCUGAAACAAAAACAAAGACCAAAACAUUGGAGCGUGGAAACCGAGCUAGCCCCUCACUACAUGCGGAAAUGCCAGAGAAGCAGCUCCGUUUCUCAGCUGAUGCAUCGGCCGUCAGCGACAACCUUGAGUCUAUGUCAAUUGGGGCAUCUAACUCUGUGUAUUCCAUGGAUUUGGAAAAUAUCAGUAAUACGAGUGGACUGGAGAAUAUCAGUAGUUGUGCUAGUGGUCGUAAUACCCCUAGGUCAACUGCUAGUAGUGGCGAUGCUGCCAGAGCACUGGAAAUGCUGGAGAGCGAACCACACGAUAUUUCAGAUCGGUUUGGCAAAUUUGAAAUUCAGCCUUUAGAAAAAGAGAAAUCACAGAUGGACGCAGUAGAAACAUGGAGUGAAACAUGGAGUACCGAUGUCCUGGCUAGUGACCAGUCGGAGCCUCCACCAGAACACAAUCCAAUGGAAAGACUGCAAGAGAUUGCUGAGGCUCAGUCAGAGCAAGUUGAUUAUCCUGGAGCACAGGGACUGCUGGAAGUGCGGCACCCUGGAGAGUUGUCUGAGACAGCGAGUGAGACUUGGAGCGUGGAUGUUCUACAAAGUGAUUCUGAGCACCCGGAAGAAAGGCUACAUGAGUUGGAAGAAACACAGGAUGAUAGUACCCUGGAAGGUGAUUUAUUGGAUGACAAAGCCAAUGAACAUGAAAGGAACAGAGAGGAUGAUCAGUACUUUGAUGCUAUAGAUAACAGUACCAGAGCAUUGGAAUCCAUUAGACCAUCUGAUGUACUUGACUCAAUGGGAGCUGUUGGUGGUGUAGGCAACUUAUUUGGAGAGAGACCCCACCAUGCCAUUCCAAGGGUCGUACCUCCGACAACAGAAAGGGGAAAACAUGCGGAUGAACUAACUCACAGAUUUAUAAAUCUAGAGACUGGUAGAAAAGGUGGUGCCACUGCACAUGAACAAGAUGGUUUGCUGGAUUCAUUUGAUCCAUUCGCUCCAAGUGGGAAUGCGUUUCCUUCAUCAUCUGGUGGGGGUGAUGGCACUCUGCUUGCCAGUCGUAGUCAACGUGACAGUGGUAUCGGUACCAGUAAUUCAAUGUCACCAAGUACACCUGAAAAUGUAUCUGGAAACCUGGCUCAGUCACCAAAUAGGCGGAGCAACCCGUUUUACGGUGAGCAUGCAAGUGGACAUUCACACGGCCACCCGGAGAUGCAGAGCAACACAAAGUCAAACGAGGCUUCCGAUUCACUGUUACCAGAUGCAUUUCCCAGCUCUGUUGAGUCUGGGGGAUGUGGAGACGAAAGCCGAACAAGUAGUUUAGCUAGCUCAUCAAGUAACUCUAGUGGUGCUGGAACGAACAGAUCUGUGGAGAUACCCCUUGAGAGUAAUAUGAUUGUAAAUGGUGGAAAGUCUGUUAGCAAUGAUGGUGCAGUCAAUGUCGCGGGUAUUGAUCCCAGGCAGGAUGGUGGGGAAAGUCCAGAUAAAGGAAAUAAGUCAUGGUGGAAGAAGAAACUCCCGUUUAAAGUUCCCAGCAGAAAGGGUAAAGGCGGUAAAGCCGACAAAGAUAAAGAGCAGUCGUCACUGUUUCAGCAUCUCUCUUUCAAUAUGCAUCAUUCUGAAUCAGCUCAUCAUAACCAUCAUCCACAUCAUCAGCCCUCUCACCAAGGUGAUAAUGAAAUGGCGAAAUCUCUACCGACAGCUUUAUCCGCUCCAAACAGCGACGAUAUUAUGACCAAAUAUAAGAACCUCUCAAUCAUGGGCCAGGCUGUUGAUGUUCAAGAUCCCGAAGACAUACUUAACAAAUAUCGUCACAAACUCCAUAGCGGACUGUCCAGUUCAGCACCUAUGGAGAAUGCUUUAGUUAACUUUGGUUCCACAUCUGAUAACAACGAUGUCCCAAAUGGACACGGUGAUCACCCGGAUAGUGCUGCAGACAACAUGCUUAUCACCGGUGAAAAUAUUGAGUCAACGUAUGCUUUUAGUGACGCUAAGCGCAAACUAAGAAUUGUUCUCUGCUCAGCUGACUUUCACACGCUUCCCUGGUUGACUAACUUCUCGACGAGUGUGGUCACACCGCAUCGCUGUAAUUUUAACGAGUGUGGCAGUGCUAAGGAGAGUCAUGAGAAUGAAAUGAUUGCGUUUUUAAAAGUACAGCUUGCUGAAGCGAUAAAUUUACAGGAUAAAUCACUUAUUGCUCAGUUACACGAAACACUAAGAUGUGUUCGGCAGUUUGAUGUACAGGGAUGUAAGAAACUUCUGCAAUCAUUAAGAGAAGACUACCUCAGCAGAGCGCCAUAUAUUGCAUAUCUAAUACGAUGCAGGAAGGGACUGUUAGCCACGCAGGCACAUUUAGAAAGACUCCUUGAACGAGUGGAAAGAGAUAAGAUGGUCUGCAAUAAGUACUUCACAUCAUUAUGUGUCCGACAGUUCCUUGAAAGACAAGAGCAUGCAAUCCACAGAUUUAUUAUUGGCUUCCAAGCACUCACUGUGUCUGAUGAAAAAACUGAUCACGUUGAGGAAUUCCUGCAACAUCUCUAUAAUUGGAUAUCCCAAGAUCCUAUAUGGCAAGCCGCUACCGAAGACCAGAUACUAGAUGCUCAGGUUGCGACAGAACGAGCCAUAAUGAGUAGAAUAUACAAACAAGCGUUGUAUCCGAAUGGUGAUGGUGAUAUCAUGCGGGACCAAGUGCUUCAUGAACACAUCAAAAGAUUAUCCAGGGUUGUGACAGCCAGCCACAGGGCACUACAGGUGGCUGAGAAGUAUAGGAAAGAAGCCCCCUGGCCAUCAGCACAAGCAGAAUUACUUACCAUUAAUGUAUAUAAAACACCAAAAGAUAAACUACAGUGUGUAAUCCGCUGCUGUUCAACUAUCAUGAAUCUGCUUAGUAUGGCCAAUGAUAAUUCCGUACCUGGCGCUGAUGACUUUGUUCCUGUAUUGGUAUUUGUACUUAUCAAGGCUAAUCCGCCAGGUCUACUAUCUACAAUUCAAUACGUCAAUAGCUUUUACGAGAAAAGACUCAAUGGGGAAGAGCAGUAUUGGUGGAUGCAAUUUUCUGCGGCUGUUGAAUUCAUUAAAACUAUAGAUGAACGAAAGUAA